AUGGCUAAACUGAGAGUGUCUUUUGUGUUGGUGGCUGUCGCUGUGGUGCUUAUUGCCAUGGAAGCCAGCUCUGUUCUGGGCCAAGGCAGUGGAAACGGAAAUGGGAAUGACUACGACGUAUUGCCACCACUAGCGACGGGACAGGAGCAAUGCAUGUGCAAAGCGCAGGGAGCCUGUUUCUACAAGACGCUUGUUUGUCCACCAGAAUGCCCCGAGAGAAAGCCCAAAAACAACAAGAAAAAAAAGGGUUGCUUCGUUAACUGCGGAAGCAAGUGUGAAGUCACUUGCAAAAUUAGAAGAGGCAACUGUGAUGGUUAUGGAUCUAUCUGCUACGACCCUCGAUUUAUCGGUGGUGAUGGUGUAAUGUUCUACUUCCAUGGAGUCAAGGGAGGAAACUUUGCCAUUGUCUCGGAUGAAAACCUCCACAUCAACGCACAUUUCAUUGGGACUCGACCAGAAGGAAGGACUCGUGACUUCACAUGGAUUCAAGCAAUCUCAAUCAUGUUCGACAGUCACACCCUUGUUAUUGGAGCAAAGAGGGUUUCCAAGUGGAAUGAUAAAGUUGAUGCUCUCAUGGUGAAGUGGGAUGGUGAGUCAGUUGACAUCCCUGAAUAUGGAGGGGCCGAAUGGAGGACUAAUGGUGAGGACAGAGAGGUAAUCAUCGAAAGAACCGAUGAUGCGAACUAUGCAAGAGUUACGGUCUCUGAUUUGGUCGAGAUAACCAUUAGGGUUAGGCCUAUUGGAGAAAAGGAAGACAGGGUUCAUCAUUACCAUAUACCAGUUGAUGAUACUUUUGCUCACUUGGAGACACAGUUCACAUUUUCGAAAUUAUCGGAUCUGGUGGAAGGAGUUCUAGGGAAGACCUAUAGGCCAGGUUAUGUUAGUCGAGUCAAGAGAGGAGUUCCAAUGCCAUUGAUGGGUGGAGAGGAUAACUACAAAACUCCAUCACUCUUUUCACCUAUCUGCAAGGUUUGUAGGUUUCAAACUACUGCCCGUCAAUCUGGUGGGCUUGCAAUUACAACCGGAGUGGCUGCUUAA
Messenger RNA from Rosa chinensis, 1038 nucleotides. RefSeq lists its product as uncharacterized. The record is from RefSeq and is a predicted model, not a curated record. Bases 1 to 1038 code for a protein of 345 amino acids. NCBI's taxonomy places the organism in Eukaryota, Viridiplantae, Streptophyta, Magnoliopsida, Rosales, Rosaceae. The transcript is spliced from 3 exons.